Molecule: messenger RNA, 471 nt
Organism: Colletotrichum karsti
Lineage: Eukaryota; Fungi; Ascomycota; Sordariomycetes; Glomerellales; Glomerellaceae
Exons: 2
Coding region: 1-471 (156 amino acids)
Biological process (GO): regulation of DNA-templated transcription
Cellular component (GO): nucleus; chromatin
Molecular function (GO): DNA binding
Source: RefSeq, a predicted model, not a curated record
AUGGCGCCCACGACCGAGGAGCCCGCCCAAAAGAGAGGCCGCGGCAGACCCCCCAAGGUGCCCGGCGAGAAGAAGGUUUAUGUCCCCACGGGACGCCCCCGUGGCCGCCCCAAGGGCAGCGGAGGCGUCAAGAAGGCGACUACACCCAAGAAGCCCGCCGCCGCCACCGCCGCGGCCGGACGACGCGGCAGACCCAGGAAGAGCGACGCGCUUGAGGCCGCCGUUGCCGAUGCCACUGAGACGCCGGCCAAGAAAGGAACCCCGGGUCGUCGCGGCCGUCCCCGCAAAUCGGACGCGUCCACCGUUGCUCCCACCCCGAAGAAGGAGACCAAGAAGAAGGGCGGCAGGAAGAGCGAUGCGGCAAAAGAGAAGGAGUCGUCUCCGGCCGACUCGUCUUCGUCCGAAGAGGAAGCUAAGGCCCCUAGAGAUGUUGGCGUGAAGUCGCCCUCCGAGGCUGAGGACUCUGCCUAA